Porites evermanni is the source of this 2659-nucleotide messenger RNA. NCBI's taxonomy places the organism in Eukaryota, Metazoa, Cnidaria, Anthozoa, Scleractinia, Poritidae. The record is from the annotation of a GenBank genome assembly.
AUGUCUGAGAUAAUUGACCUAGAGGAUAUGGACUAUGACAGCAUAUACACCCAGGAAAGUGAUCACUAUACAGGGUUGCCAACUAUGGACUCCAUGUCUGAUGGGUAAGUGGUUUUGUGUCGGACAAACACAUUAGUCUCUUACGCAUUUCGUUUAGCUAAAGUAGACUUCUUCUUAUAAAUUCCAGGAAACCAGGGCAACAGCCGCGGAUGAUAACAAUCAAGUCGUACACAGAAAUAUGUAUAGAGGCGAAGGAGUAAGUACGGAGUUGAUAUAGAGUCAAUCUCGUACCUCGAGUCUCUCGAGUCCCUUACUGCGCAUGUUGGCUUGACGAGACGACGCUCGUUUCCCGACCGCUGGUUAAGGGGAAGGAAGACGCUGGGUACGAGGGUGAUAUUUAACAUUUAUUCCUCGAGCCCGAAUGGGGUCAGCGUCAAUAGCCCAGGAGGCCGAAGGCCGAAUGGGCUAUUAACUCGGAGGCCAUGAGGGCGAGAGGAAUAAUUGUUUUAGUAAAAUCCAACUAGUUGGUCAAAAAAUAUCGAGACAAAACAACUUAAAGCAAGACUUUAAUCCUUUUUUGCCGCCCAAAAGCCCACGCUUUUCGCUACUAGUGGGCUAUAACAUAUAGCCUAGUAAUAGACCACUAUUUGGAUUUUACUAAAACCCUUUAUGUAAGCCAUACAUAAAUUCUCUAGACUGAUCUUCAUACAUUUCCUUAAAGAAUUGAUUAAAGAUCAAAGCAUUUUCCCUUAGGUGAUCAUUUCGUUAAUUAUCAUAGCCUCUUUUCUUUGCUAUGUGUCGAUACUGUUUAAAGAAAAUUGAUUUUGGUCGCGCCUGGGACUUACAUUUUUAAUGCGGCCAUACCCCACACGGUAUUCAUAGUAGUUAGAGUCAUAGUUUUUAAACUGACUUGAUUUAACCAAGCUGUAGUUGAUAAGAUCUGACCUAAAAGUGUAAAGACAGUAAGAAAGUAUAUCAUCGGCUUAUCAGUAACCUUAAAAAUCUCAAGUGGCCUUCAGACGGCCAAUUUUGUAGACCUCGUGCGGUCGUCCUUCUUUCCUCAGAGCUACGCGCGAUAAGCGAAAAAGUAAAAGGAGUAGGGAUUGUGUCGGAGGGAGGAAAAAGGACGUCUCUUAUUUCUUCGCCGGGCUUCUGCCAUUGCUCCUUACGCCCCUUGCGCGUGCGCUUCAGAUUUUUUACGACUCAAAAGAAAAAAAAGAGACUUCUCGCAGUCUAACAAUUUUACCGAUAACUUAAAGUAUGUCUGCUCUUAAUGAUGUGACCUGAGCAACAAACGAGCAGAUUUAUACUUAUUAAUUCAUGCUCUCUUAUACACACUUUUUCAGUUCUCCAUUGCCAGAAGAUUCUUCUCCUAGUGUAAAACNUCGCGCCUGGGACUUACAUUUUUAAUGCGGCCAUACCCCACACGGUAUUCAUAGUAGUUAGAGUCAUAGUUUUUAAACUGACUUGAUUUAACCAAGCUGCAGUUGAUAAGAUCUGACCUAAAAGUGUAAAGACAGUAAGAAAGUAUAUCAUCGGCUUAUCAGUAACCUUAAAAAUCUCAAGUGGCCUUCAGACGGCCAAUUUUGUAGACCUCGUGCGGUCGUCCUUCUUUCCUCAGAGCUACGCGCGAUAAGCGAAAAAGUAAAAGGAGUAGGGAUUGUGUCGGAGGGAGGAAAAAGGACGUCUCUUAUUUCUUCGCCGGGCUUCUGCCAUUGCUCCUUACGCCCCUUGCGCGUGCGCUUCAGAUUUUUUACGACUCAAAAGAAAAAAAAGAGACUUCUCGCAGUCUAACAAUUUUACCGAUAACUUAAAGUAUGUCUGCUCUUAAUGAUGUGACCUGAGCAACAAACGAGCAGAUUUAUACUUAUUAAUUCAUGCUCUCUUAUACACACUUUUUCAGUUCUCCAUUGCCAGAAGAUUCUUCUCCUAGUGUAAAACCGAAGUUCAGGCAAGAAAAAGCAUUUAAAGAUAUCAACAUGAAUAACAAACAGUCUGAUCAAAUACCAGACACAAAGAGAAAAUUAUCAGCACCCAAGGCAAAAUUUCCUAAAAGCAAGGACAAAGUAAACGUAUGGACAAAACAAGGAAGAGUAGAGUCGAAGAAGAAAGCGGAAAGAGCGCCAUGUUGGUUUGCGGUGUUUAUUUUCUGCUGCGGUGUUAGUAAAGAGAAUCCUUGGUAUAGUUUGCUGGGAAAGGGUGAGCUAUUCAAAAGUCGACAUUUAAACUCCUGUCUCUUUCCACAAAUAAAUAAAUAAAUAAAACAGAAAGACGGACAAACAAAAAGCACUGAGAACCAGUCUAUUGAAAUGAAGUGUCUUCAGUUAUGUUCAGUCAGUACCCAGUAAAACGUAAUUUUUCCUCGGCUGCAGCGCUCCUCAUAAAGAGAUAAAUAGCCAAUCUCUAGGCUCCUUACUUGUUUUAAUAGACAUUUUCUCAUUCCGCAGGUGCAUUCCUGGCGUUUUUUCUGUCCAUUGUGUACCUCGUGGUUUGCUUAGCUGUUCUUCCUUUUCUUAUCAUUGCCGCAGCAGUGGGUGCGGUGUUUUUUGGUGCUGGUAUGGUAUCUUACCUGGCAUUUUCAUCAAAGAAAAUCGGUGUUUCUUUCGACGAAGAAGGCGAUGCGUCCUGCAUAGGGGCAGUUUGGGGAUCCUGGGUCUAG